AUGCCUAGGCUUUCCCCAGACAACCAAGAAGACCUCCAGAAACAUUUCUCCAGACCAUCUACGCAGAUACAAUUUCUGCUGCCGCCUAGGGCUGAGGACUAUAAUGCGAACAUUCAUCAAACCGUGGAAAAUGAAGGAGGCACCAUGGCCAGGCACAAUGUCAAGGUAAGACCCCCUGCACAGCUCCCAGGCUCGCCCGCUGCCCCGAAGCUGCUCGGCCUCCUGUCCGGCACGCUCUCCGGCCUCGCGCGCUUCUUCGCCCACCUUCUCCAGCGACCCCUUCCUGGGGCUCCCCUGCGGCGCCCGGACUUCUCUCUUCUGCCCCCCGUCCUGCCAGCCGCUGGGCUCGCGCCGGGGCAGGAGGAGCGGCCGGGCCGCCUCUCGCUCCUGCUUCGGGCAGCUCUGGCCCUGCCCGGCCGACCCCCAGGGGGACGCCCGUCCCGGGAAGAGGACGCCGGCGCCGGGCAGAGCUCGCCCAGGCCCCCGAUGGGAUCAGAACCCAUGGAGAUGCGAAAGCGGCAGGUGUGCGCAGCCCAAGGGCCCGCAGCCUCCGCCCCAGGCCAGCACGGAGUGGGGAACCGGGGGUCCAACGCUCGUUGCUUCUGCUGGUGCUGCUGUUGUAGCUGUUCUUGUCUCACUGUUAGAAACCAAGAGGAACAGAGAGUCAGGAAUGCUUCCUAUGAACUCAGAACAGAGGACCUUCCCACCUGUGAAGAAAGCCCGGGUCCCACCCUGCAGGAGGCCAGCGCCUGGGCCCAGUCCUUCGACGCGCUUAUGCUCACGGCCGCGGGAAGGAACGCCUUCCGGGAGUUUCUCCGAACGGAGUUCAGUGAAGAAAACAUGCUCUUCUGGAUGGCGUGUGAGGAACUGAAAAAAGAAGCUCAUAAAACCAUGAUUGAAGAGAAAGCAAGAAUAAUAUAUGAAGACUACGUUUCUAUUCUUUCUCCGAAAGAGGUCAGCCUGGACUCCCGCGUGAGGGAGACCAUCAACAGAAGCAUGGCCGAGCCAUCCCCGCACAUCUUCGACGACGCCCAGCUGCAGAUCUACACCUUGAUGCACAGGGACUCGUACCCCCGGUUCAUGAACUCUGCUCUCUACAAAGACCUGCUUCGCUCCUUAUCUGAGAAAGCAGUGGAAGCCUAG
Molecule: messenger RNA, 1143 nt
Organism: Physeter macrocephalus (sperm whale)
Lineage: Eukaryota; Metazoa; Chordata; Mammalia; Artiodactyla; Physeteridae
Gene: RGS20
Product: regulator of G protein signaling 20
Exons: 6
Coding region: 1-1143 (380 amino acids)
Source: RefSeq, a predicted model, not a curated record